Messenger RNA from Pararge aegeria (speckled wood butterfly), 1025 nucleotides. RefSeq names its product lysM and putative peptidoglycan-binding domain-containing protein 3. The record is from RefSeq and is a predicted model, not a curated record. The transcript is spliced from 3 exons. NCBI's taxonomy places the organism in Eukaryota, Metazoa, Arthropoda, Insecta, Lepidoptera, Nymphalidae. Bases 177 to 926 code for a protein of 249 amino acids.
UGUCAAGUGUCAAAUGAAAAGAUGAUACGGAAUAUAACAGCUGUUGUUGUGUUUCCUAAUCGCUGAAUACGUGGUAUUCUUAACAAGUUACAAUUUAACAAAGGUAGCUUUAUACUCUUUCAUAAGGUCGCUUUAGUUAUCAUUAGUUUUAGCAUUAUCAAAAAUGAAACAAAGGAAUGUUGUUAUCCAGGACGCGGAUAUUGCACAGUGGGGAUGAUUUGAUGGCCAACAUGAACGGUUCUGGUGAAGAGAAAGAAGGCCACAGUGAAAUACAACUCUACAGGAUAAAACCUCCUGACCACUUCAUUGAGGCUCAAGUGCAAGAAGGGGACACGUUACAAGCUAUCGCACUCCGAUUUCAUUGUUCUAUUUCAGAAGUGAAGAGGAUCAACCAAAUACAUAAGGACAAUGAAAUAUUUGCGAGACGGACAAUUAAAGUGCCUGUUACCCCAUACUCAGUGCUAACUGAAAUAAUUCCUACUGAACCAAGUCCAGAGCCUUUACCCUCUACAAGCAGUACUUCCACUAGUCUGCAUUUAGAAAAUAUACUUCAAAGUCCCAUGCAAAACAGGUUAAUUCAAAAUAAAGAUACAAGUUCAAAUGGAAAUCAUUCCAAUGAUGGAGAUUUUGCUAUUGACUGUAACACUGUAGUUUUAAACAGCACACUUAUGCCUUCCGUCAUACCUUAUACUGAUGCUGAGCAAAACGAAGUAGCUUCUGAAGACACAAAACUACUACCAGGCAAAGUAAAAGAACCAGUUGAAGCUGUAGUAGUUAAACAAUUGACUUCCCAGGGAGCAGACUUUGGACUUAAGUGGUUCCACCUGUUGUGUUUUGUGCUCGUUCUAGGUGUAUUUGCUCCUCUAAUAUACGUUCUAUUUUUCUUAGACAAGCAUGAACACUCUGACAUACCACCAUUACGAUGACUUGGAAAAGCUUUAAUUUGCGGAGAAAUUUUUGAUACAUAAUUUUAUAACAUGUAUUGUAUAUUUUAUUAAAAUUAAUACGCAGUUGUGAUUAUUAAA